AUGUAUUAUCUGCUGAGAUACUUUUUUUUACUAAUAAUAGCCGGUGUUUGUCUCGCUCGCAACGCACAUAUCGUCAAUCGGUGGGCAGAAAAUCUCGGUUCUGAAUUAUGGGAACUAGCAAAUGCUGUCGCUCGUCCAGAUGAGCUCAAACUCAAAUACAAACUAAUGAAUGCACGUGUUGAGGAUAAAUCCGGAGAGGAACUUAUCGAUAUUAUAAGUGAGAGCGUAGGACGUAUGCUAAGACGUAAAAUGGAUGCAGUUAGAUGUAUUCUCAAGGUAGCUGAAGAUGCUGCCGAAGAAUACAAUACUACGGCAGCUGGAUUUAAUAUCACGUAUGUGUCGGGUAAAUACAGCACGAUUGAAGAUGAAGAUCCUCCAGAUAUUCCUAAAAAUAUGAGAAAAAAUGCUUCUAUUUACAGGAGAAUAGAGUUGAAUCCAGACUCUCACUUUUAUAAUAUCCCAGUGAAUACAAAUUUUUCGUCAGUACACAUCCCUACAAAUGUUUACGACCUUUCACCAACAGUAAAAAAUACAAUAAAAUGGUCAGAAGCUUUGAAUGACGUAUUUCGCCAAAAUUACCGAUCAGAUCCAGCGUUAUCUUGGCAAUACUUCGGCUCGAUGACAGGAAUUCUCCGGCAGUAUCCCGCUAUGCAGUGGAAAACGACUGAAAAUGAUCUUGAUGUACCAGAUCUUUACGACUGUCGAAUUCGCAGUUGGUACAUUGAAGCGGCUACUUGCAGCAAGGAUAUGAUUAUCCUUGUAGAUGCCAGCGGAAGCAUGGAAGGAAUGGGUUAUACUAUUGCUAGAGCGGUCGUUAAUUCUAUUCUGGAUACUCUUUCAAACAACGACUUUGUUACUAUUCUACAAUACAACAACGAAACAGACCAUGUAGUUCCGUGUUUUGAAGACAAGCUUAUUCAAGCAACGCCAGAAAAUUUAGAUACAUUCAGAGAAUAUAUGAAAGACUUGGAUCCUCUAGAGAAUGCUAAUUUGACGGAUGCGUUUACACGUGCAUUUGGAAUUUUGAAGUCGUAUCGCGAGACUCGAGGAUGCGGUCCAGAGACACCUUGUAACCAGCUUAUAAUGCUUGUCACCGACAAUGUUGCUUCAAAUAUAUCCGAGGUUUUUGAUUUGUGGAACCGACAAGAAAAUGGAACACGUAUUCCAGUGCGUGUCUUUACAUAUUUACUGGGAAAAGAGGUCACUAAUGUACGUGAAAUACAAUUGAUGGCAUGUGAAAAUCGCGGAUAUUACACACAUGUCCAUACUCAAGAGGAAGCGCAAGAACAAGUACUCAAAUACAUCCCAGUAGUUGCACGACCUUUAGUUCUUCAAGGUUACCAUCAUCCAGUUGUGUGGACUCAUGCUUACACUGACGUUUCGAAUCCAGCACUUGCCUCGUGGCUGUGGCUGGUGAUGGACCACCCGGAGCAAAAGUCACGGCUGCAGAAGUACCUCGAAGGGAAACGUGAAGGCGUGAGAAUAAAUGAAGAUGCCAUCUACAUCAAGCAGCGAGCAAAGGGUGAAGAUCCACGACUGGAUGCGGGACUUUUUAAUUCAACUUUGUGGCAAGAGUACCGGCUCCUUACGUCAGUAAGUAUCCCAGUUUUUGAUCGAAAAGGAAACCGUAAUAACGAAACAAAACAAGCAAAUUUACUGGGUGUUGUUGGUACUGAUGUCCCAAUCGAGUCAAUACAAAAGCUAACAUUACCAUUCAAACUUGGCGUUAACGGCUACGCAUUUAUCGUCUCCAAUAAUGGGUACGUAAUAUUACAUCCUGAUUUACGUCCAGUUAGUGAAGGAAGAUUAAAGCGCAACUACAAUAGCAUUGAUUUGUCGGAAGUUGAGAUACUCGAUGACGGACGGAAGCCUAGGGAUCCAGGACCGGAAAUACUUAAUUUACGUCAAGCUCUAGUGGAUCAUCAGUAUGGAAGUAUGAAAGAUGUUCCUGUUAAAUUUCACUAUGAUGACAAUAGAAGAGUUAUGUUAGAAAAACGGGAUUAUUAUUUUGCACCAUUACCUGGCACGCCGUUUGGUAUUGCCGUUGCGAUUCCUAAUUACGGAAAAACUUGGAUCAAGGUUACUAAUGAGAUUGAAAAAAACCGUCAAGCAGGAAUUAAUGUUUCUGAUUUUUUUUUAAACGACCGUUGGAGAGUACAUCCAGGCUGGGUUUACUGCAGAUAUCAUUAUCUAGAAGGCCACGAGUUCCCGAGUCCUGAAGCAGAAGUCCGUUACUUCCUCGGGCGACUCGGUCAGCCUGGUUGGAAAUGGUCUGAUCAGUACACGGCUUAUGAUAUUAGUAUGGAAGAAGAAGAAGAACCAGACUGCGGAAGACAAGUUUUGGAAGAUGAUGAUUACUACUGCAAUGAAGAACUUAUGCAGCUGCUGGUAUUUGAUGCGAAAGCCACCAAUCAAAGUUACUCUGGAGAUUUCAGGUACAAGGAUGAGGACUCUAAAAGACUUGCGGAACUUUACAAAGUAUUUUUGAGAUUCGUGGCAACGCAGAGUGGCUUAACAAAGUGGCAGUACAUUGAGUCGGACUAUUUAAAGGAAGUUAGAGAUCAAUUGGAGUUUGGUGAUCUUCAUAGACGCGCUGUUAAUGAACCAUGGUACAAGGGAGCUAUUUUUCAACAUCAAAUCGAUCCAAACAGUAUUUUACUGACAGUACCUUGGAAUGCUGGACCUGAAGCUACAGUAACAGCUUCAAUGGCAAUAUUUCCCCGUGACGGAGGCAAAAAUGCAUCAGCAGCUGUCGUUGGUUUUCAAAUGCCCAUGACGGCAUUCUAUCAAAGAUUCAUAGAUAUAACUUCAGUAACAAGUAAUCCCGAUAUGGAUUGUUCGCACGCUUGGAUAGACUGUUACCUAAUCGAUCAAAAUGGGUUUGUUGUCGUAUCAGAAGCACACAACGACACUGGUCAAUUUUUGGGUGCUGUCGAGGGUGCCGUUAUGAAAUCAAUGGUUAUUCAAGGUUUUUACAAAGCCGUUGAAAUUUACGACUAUCAAGGUUUAUGUAAAACAAUUGCGCUCGAAGGUGCAGCAAGUUUUUUGAGUAAUCCUUUUACCAAUAUUUACAAUCUCAUUACUUGGUUUUUUGUACGUACACUCUGGAUAAUGUCGCAGUUUGUAAAUAUACCCGAGACAUUUGCAAGGGUGCAUUCGGACGAAGAUCUACCGGAGAAACCAAAGCCACCGCAUGAAAUAGAAGUACCAUUUUCGUGUGAUUUAAAGAGAACUCUGUAUAUUAUGAAUCAAUCGUUGGCUGUGAAUCAGAUAACUAAUACACUAGAACAGUGUUCACGCCCGUUUUUCGCUCAAUUAGUACCUAAUACAAAUCUUCUUCUCGUAAUCGUCGACACAUUGUAUCCCACGUGUUACGAGCGCUUAGAAGUACUGCCCGUUCAAGUAGACCCCAGUGAAUAUACAAAUGACACUGAACCAGAACCAUGUCACAAGAAAAAAUUAAACGAUUUGCCUCGAAGACGUCUUGAGAAAUGUUUUACCGAGCACCCAGAGGAAGAUGAAAUAGACCAAUGUGGACGAGGAACAAGACUGCAUAAUUCAAUUCAUAUUAAUAUAUUAUUAUUAUUAUUUAUUCUAGUCACUCUUAAAAUUAUUUUUGUGAAGACAUGGGCGCACAAACUUGGCUUCGAACUCUCACAGCUGGGAAAAUACGUGACGAAUGUUCAAAAAUUCGAAGAGAGUUACAAACAGGCUGACGUUAAAGCACAUGAUGGCAGUGCUCUUGUCCAUGAGAUUGCCAAAGAUAUUAAAGAAAUGAUGGAGUCUAAAAUAUCAGCCAUUAGAAGAAUAAUGGACAUAGCAGAAACAUCAGCAUUGUCAAAUAACGAUGCAGUACCUGGGCAAGAAUUCCAGUAUGUCAACGCGAAGAAUAAUUCUAUUGAAUAUGAAUUCAGUCGACACUUUGGUGGCGAAGUAAAUGUCACUAAAUCAGCAGUGCAUGUGCCGACAAAUGUUUACGAUCGCGCGCCAGAUGUAAUCAGAGCGAUAAAGUGGUCUGAAGAACUGGAUCAAACGUUUAUCAAUAAUUAUGAACAUGAUCCUUCAAUAUCGUGGCAAUAUUUCGGUAGUGUUACGGGUUUCAUGCGUCAAUACCCAGCGACAACGUGGAAUCCUAAGCCAGUUGACUUGUUUGAUUGUAGGACACGUGGCUGGUACAUUGAAGCUGCCACAAGUCCUAAGGACAUUUUAAUAUUAGUCGAUGUGUCGGGUAGUAUGACUGGAAUUCGACGCGAAAUAGCGCGACACGUGGUCAAUAAUAUUUUAGACACACUCGGGAAUAAUGAUUUCGUAAACAUUAUUCUAUUUUCCAAUGAAACUCAUGAGGUAGUUCCCUGUUUUAAUGAUACUCUUGUGCAAGCUAAUUUGGCGAAUGUUCGUGAAUUGAAAGAAGCUAUAGAAACUAUUAAAACAGAUAGAAUCGCCAAUUUUUCACUUGUAUUGACGCAAUCGUUUAGAUUACUCGAGCGUUUUCGAUUAAAUAAAGAAGGAGCUGCUUGUAAUCAAGCGAUAAUGCUUAUAACUGAUGGAGUACCAUAUAAUUACAAGGAAAUAUUUCAAGAGUGGAAUUGGAAUAGUACCGACGAACCAGACAAAAUUGAUAUGCCUGUAAGAGUGUUCACUUAUUUGAUAGGUAGAGAAGUUACUGAUGUCAGAGAAGUUAAGUGGAUGGCAUGUGCUAAUAGGGGUUAUUAUGUGCAUUUGUCUACUUAUGCUGAAGUUAGAGAGCAGGUAUUAAAUUAUGUACCAGUAAUGGCAAGACCUCUGGUAUUACGCAAAGAUGAUCAUCCAACUAUAUGGACACCAGUAUAUGCAGAUAUAACUGAUCCCAAAAUGACAGAUUGGCUUUGGGAACAGAAAGAGUGUGAAAAACAAAAAGAAUUAUUCUUAGCUUAUCAUUUGCUUAAACUAAUAACACAUAGUAGAGUUGCUAAUUUGCUCGGAGUCGCUGGGACGGAUGUACCGAUACAAGAAAUCCAAAAACUUAUGAUGCCACAUAUGUUGGGCGUUAAUGGGCAUGCUUUUAUCGUAACUAACAAUGGUUACGUUCUCAUCCAUCCCGAUCUUAGGCCAGUGUUUCAAGGUAUACUAAAGCCAUCAUACAAUGCUGUCGAUAUGGCUGAAGUUGAAUUAAUGGACUCGGGUAGAGGUCCACGUGAAUUCGACGAAGGUAUAUUGACGUUCCGGGACGAGGUUAUUGAUCAGUUGAACGGCAGUGUAAUACUACACACGAAAUAUCACUACGACGACAUGAAACGAGUCGGGAGAGUUAAGAGAAAAUAUGAUUACACUGCUAUUGAUAAUACGCCCUUUACAUUGGUGGUUUCUUUGCCAGAACACGGUCACGGUAGCUAUCGUGUUCAUGCCACUGAAGAAAUACAUCGCGCUCAUGUUAAUGGACAAAAUGCGACAGAUUAUUUUGCGGAUAGCAACUGGCGGAUACAUCCAGAUUGGAUCUAUUGCAAGUAUCAUUAUGAAGAUGCACAUAAAGAUAAAUACAAUUCUUCAGAACAAUUGCUUGUGCAUUUUUUGACACGUACCCGCCAGCCGGGAUGGUUUUGGAGCGACAGAAAGUUGCCAUCUCAACCACCGGAAUAUUCUGUCUCUGGUUCUGCUAGUUCAGGAUCACAUUCUAAUCCAAAUACUUCGGAUAAAAAUUCAUAUUACUGUGAUAGAGUACUUUUACAAAGUCUGGUUCAUGAUGCUAAGGUAACCGAAUGGUUUGCAAAUAUCAACCAGACUCGCGAAGAAAAAGGGAAACAAUUUCAACAACGUUUCGGAUUUACACUUGCAUUUAUGGCAACUCACAGUGGCUUAACCAGAUGGCAAGAUUUUCCAUUGGAUGACUCGGAAGAAUCUGCAACACCACCCAAUGAACAUUUUAGCAGACUAUAUCCGCGUGCUAUUGAUGAAAUUUGGUACAAGCGUGCUGUUGAGCAAUACUAUGUUCAACCAGACAGCUUUGUAUUCUCGGUGCCUCUUGAUGAAGAAGGAGCAGACAACACAACUCUCGUCACGGCUAGUCGAGCUAUUUUUAUAGGUCAAGGAAAUACCAAAGCUCCAGCAGCGGUAGUUGGAUUUCAAUUUCAGCAUACAGCUCUUCGAAAACUUUUUCACAAUAUUACAUCGACUUGCGACAAAGCAACGAAUUGUCCUCGUAAUUGUAAUGACAGCAGCUUAGCUUGUUAUUUGAUUGAUAAUAAUGGAUACGUUAUAGCUUCGAAACUUGAGGCAGAUGCUGGAAAAUUUUUUGGUCAAGUUAGAGGUCCUGUAAUGAAUAGCUUAGUUGAUGAAGGUAUUUUUAAUAAAAUUAGAGUAUAUGAUUAUCAAGGUGUGUGUUUUAAACAAAUUGCAAAUCCAAAUUGCGGUAGUGCACUUUUUACGCCCAUAAGAAUGAUGCAAAAAGCUGCAAGUUGGUUGCUGGCUCAAUUAGUAUGGACAUGGGCUAAAGUAGGAUUUUGGCAAUCUGAUUAUGCGUAUGGACAUACUUUUGAUUAUGAAAGUGAAGAAGAACAUAGUCAUAAUGAUUAUGAAGAUCAUGAUGACAGAUCGUCAGAAGACAAAGGGGAAAAAACUUAUGACGAUCGAGUAAUUAUAAAUAGAACUAAACCGCAAUCUUGUGAUAAAGAAGUUUACCUUUAUUUAUUGAAAAACGAGUCAACAAAGGUUUAUGACGUCGACCUAGACACGGGUAAAGGGUGUACUCGACCAUACGUUGUACAACCGGUUGAUUUCAGUAACAUGUUAUUAAUAGUCGUCGAUUUAAAUUGUCCUAAUACAGCAGAGCCGUAUGUGGAUAUAGAACCUGUAGAAGUUAUUUAUUUCAAUACCACACUGGCUUGCCAAAAAGCAUCUACAAAUAUGAAACGGCGAAGACCGUUGUCUUGUAUCAGAAACCAUCCUCAAGAAAGUGAAAUAAAAGAUCAGUGUGGUCUCGCGUCGACGAUAAGACCUAAUUCAGGUCUUCUUAUAAUAACUAUUAUUUCGGUAAUUACCAUCACGAGGCUAAUACGUACUUAA
This is a messenger RNA of Cotesia congregata, 7038 nucleotides long. The record is from the annotation of a GenBank genome assembly. Lineage: Eukaryota; Metazoa; Arthropoda; Insecta; Hymenoptera; Braconidae.